AGUUUUGAAAGCAGAUAAGGCACUGUGGAAAGUAGAAUGUCUGAAGAUAUUGAAAGAAUUGAAAAAGAAAUAGAAGUUGAAUUAAGCAGAAUCAGUGUUUCUUCCUUUGAAGCAGAUGAUCCUGACACAGAGGUAUCAGAUGAAGCUUUGAGUGACAGUGAGACAAUUUCAGAUGAUUUACCAGAAUCAGUUCUCUCCUAUUUAAACUUUAUAAAGAGCAGAAAUCAAGAAGCUGAAAAGCUUAUACUGCAAGACUUAGAAGAUAAAGAAACUACAAGUAACAUCUAUGGAGCAGUUUCUUGCCGUGCUUCAGAUUGCAUGGCGGAAUUGGCUUCUGAAUAUAAUGAAGAUCCAGAACAAUUUAAAAAAAGGGUACUAUUUGAAAUUGAAAAUGAAGACUUGCAGAUUGCUACAACACCUAGUUGUAACAGUCAGUUCACCAGUGAUGAAGUGGUCACUGACCAUUUUGUUACAGCUGAUGUUGAAAUGAGCAUAAGCCUUACUCAUCGUGAAGUAGAAGAGAAGUGUAGACAAGAAUUUGAGCAGUGGGAGAAAAGACAAAAGGAGCUUGAAGAUGAGAAGAGGAAAAACUGGAAAGCUGAGAGGGAAGCACAGGAGAAACAGAAUGAAGAGGAACAUGCAAGAAGGGUGCAGCGUCUGGAGGAAUUUGAGGCUGAAAGAAUAAAGUUAGAGCUUCUUCAUAAGGAACACCAAACUGAAAUAGAGGAUGAGUUACAGAAAGAAAAGAAAGCUUGGAGAGAGAAAAUUAUGCAGCAUGAGGAAUUGAUCAUGAAGCUACAGUUGCACAUAGAAGAGGAGAAAAAGGCCUUGGAAGAACAGAAAGCCAAAGAAAGCCAACAGCUGGCAGAACAACAAAAUACAGCAGCUGUGAAAAUCCAAGCUAGAUUUAGAUCAUUUUUAGUCCGUAAAAAAUAUGCUCCCAUCUUAAAAGAAUGGAAAGAUGAAAUAAAAAAGAAGCAGAAUCUAUUAGAAGGCAUAGAGAGAGAAAUGAAAGAAAAAGAGGAAAAAAUGAAGAGGCGAAUAGAAGAAAAUAGGCAAAAGAAAGUAGAGGAAAAAAAGAGACGAGAAGAACUUCAAAGACAGGAAUAUUUGGAACAGGCAAGGAGGCAUGAGGAAUAUGAGAAAAAGAAAGAAACCCUGAGACUUGAAAAACAGCCACAAAUAAGAAGAGAAGAAUGGAGAAAACUAGGAGAAAAAAGAGCAAAAACUGUGAGUAAAAGUGGAGAAAACAAUAAUGAAAACAUAAUAAAGGAUAAGCAGAUAGAAAAUAGAGAAGUAAUAAUAGUACAGAAGAAUGAACUAAAUAAACAAGUAGACAAACAAAAAGAAAAACAGACUGAAAUAUUGGAGGAAACAAAUGAUUGGAUAAUUCCAGCAGAAAGAAAUUUGACACCAACCCCAAAUAUACUAGUCUCUGAGAAGAAGGAACACUUUUCUCAAGUAAAUAAUGAGAACAUAUGCCUUAAUUUGUUAACACAUGUAGAAGAAAAGUACUCACAAACUACAUAUCUUAAUAAAGCUCCAAAUAGUCAUGCUUCAAAGGAUGACUCUGAUGAUUUUGAAGAUAAUGACAUGGUAGAAAAUAAGGCAAACAAUAUAUGCAGCAGUCCACCAAAUGUCCAGCCAAAUGCUAGUGAUAGAGAAGUCAAAGAUCAAUUUUCUCAGUCUGAAACAAUGAAGAAAACUGUGUUUCUAACAGAAGAUGCUAAUGAGGAAGUCAGAGAGACCUGGGACAGAAUUCAAGAUGUAGCUGAGUGCUCCAGUAAACUAAUUCUUCCAGAUGAUAUUGAAAAGAAGAGAAUAAACUGGAUGAACACAUGUAGAUCUUGGUCUAAAAUAUAUGAAGAAAACCAAAGAAAGCAAGCAACUAUAAAAAAACGACCAAGGAAAGGUUUGGUUAGAAAGAUGCCUCCAUUAAGUACACAAAAGAUACUUCAUAGUGGCCCUUGGAGUACUCUGCAGCAGGUCACAACACUUACACUUGAAGAUUUGCCGGCUUGUAGCCUCUCAACAUUAUCUGAGUGUUCAAAUCUUCAAGUUUUGACUCUGAGGCGCUGUGGAUUAGUUGCACUGGAGGGACUAAGUAGCUGCAAAGGCCUAAAGUAUAUCAAUGUGGAGGAAAACAACAUUCACAUAAUUGACUGUGAAAAUCUAGAAAAUCUCUGUGUUCUGAUUCUGAGCAAGAAUCAUCUUUCGUCAGUUUGUGGCUUAGAUGGCUGCAUAAAUCUCCAAAAUCUUGAACUUUCCUACAAUAGAAUCACUCGAAUUGGUGGUCUGGAGUCAUUGAAAAAUCUUCAGCAAUUAAUUGUGGACCAUAAUCAGCUAAUCAGCACAAAAGGUCUUUGUGAGGCAUCUACUCUCAUUCACCUAGACUGCUCUUUCAAUCAUCUCACACAAGUUGAAGGCAUUGAGAAUUGUGGCCUACUUCAAAUCCUGAAGUUGCAAGGCAAUAACCUCCAGGAGCUUCCAAGACUGGAAAAUCAUGUUCUCCUAAGAGAACUAUAUUUGGAUGAUAAUAGCAUUUCUGCUAUGAGAAUGCUUUCUUUCUAUUGGUUGCCUCUAUUGCAGAUUCUUUUGCUGUCUCAAAAUAGUUUAACUGAGCUUGUGCCUUUAAAUUCAUUUGUAUCUUUGGAAAAGUUGGAUAUCAAAAAUAACUGCUUGUCCGAUCUUAAAGGUGUCAUUACAUGUUUAAGUGGCUGUCAUAAAUUAAGGGAGUUGUCACUCAGUGAAAAUCCUCUUCUCCGAGAAAGGAACUGGAGGCCUUCACUGUGUAAGGUUCUUCCCAGUUUACAGUUUCUUGAUGGUGAAAGCUUAAACUGUCAUAUUUUACCCACAACGGAAAGAAUGAAAGAAUUACAGUCAGGAACUUUUCUGGAACUUUGUCAACUUCAAAUUGAAGAAAACAUACUUCUGAAAAAAGAGGCCACUGAACUGGGGAUUGCCUCUUCCAUUGAUUCUGCACAGGGACAAUGCUGGUAUUUUAAUCAGUUGAUGAAACUUAGUAUUAAACAUCGAUAUGCACAUGAGUAUGGUGAACUAAACAUUACUGACAGAGACGGACCAGAAGCUCUGCAAAAUCAUUUAAAGCAAACAUCCACUGGCUGCCUACAGGAAAAUAACCUCUUUAUCAUGGGUGUGACAGAAAAUAAACAGGUCUUGUUGGAUCCUUCUGAAAGAUGGAUUACUACUGGCCAUAUUCAGGCCACAUUAAUUAACUCCUCCAUACCUGUGCACCAAAAGGAAAAUAAAGAAGAUCAGAGAGUGAAGCAGAAGAGCACUGAAUCUUGUAUUAAUUACAGCGAGGAGAGCAAAGGCAACAAUAACUUGUCAGCCCCACUCACAUUGCAACCGUCAGGGGUAGUAGCAAGUAAUAAAGGAAGAGAUCUUCAGCAUUUUGAGAAUGAUACAGAAAGGCUACAUACGGCAGCAUCAGUGAUCCAGUCCCUUUGGCGAAAGUACCAUGCCAGGAGGAAAACUGACUGCAGCAAAACAGAGAAUCAUCAGUUUAUAGAAGCUUUGAGACAGAAGCAUGAAGCUGUCACACUAAUCCAGGCAUUUUGGAAGGGUUUUCUUUUGCGAAAGAAACUGUCCGGUGAUCUUGCAGCUGUUAAAAGUGAUGAAGUGGAGGAUGACUAUGAAGAAAUAAAUGUGGAUGAUUUCACAUUUUCUGAA
Molecule: messenger RNA, 3693 nt
Organism: Pterocles gutturalis (yellow-throated sandgrouse)
Lineage: Eukaryota; Metazoa; Chordata; Aves; Pterocliformes; Pteroclidae
Gene: LRRIQ1
Product: leucine-rich repeats and IQ motif containing 1
Exons: 17
Molecular function (GO): protein binding
Source: RefSeq, a predicted model, not a curated record